UUAUUUAUAUAUACCAUAUACUUAUUUAUACCUAUACCAUGUACAAUACAAUACAAUAAUAAUAUUAAAUAUAUAAGUAAGUAAAAAACAUCAUAACCAGAUACAGAGAGCAAAUACAAAAAAAAAACAUUUAAAUCUUUACGUGUAUCUGUCAAAUGACAAUCAUCAAUUAACACACGAGCUCCUGUAUGUGAUCGACAAAUAUUAAUUAUUAGUGUGUGAAAAUAAUAAUAACAGUUUAUUUAAACAAAAAAAAAAACAUAAUGGCAGCAGAGAUAAAACCUGCGCCCGGCGUCAGUAAUGACAAAUUUAGUUCAAGUAGAAAACCGAUAUUACUAUCGAAAUUAGAAGGUUGUAAUGAUGAUAUUCAUGCGGCAAUUAUUAUACCCAAGGAAGAAGGGGUUAUUAGUGUUUGCGAUGACAGAACUGUCAGAGUUUGGUUAAAACGUGACUCAGGGCAAUACUGGCCGAGUGUUUGUCAAUACAUGGCCUCUGGUGCAACAGCUAUGGACUAUCAUGUAGAGUCGAGGAGAUUAUUUGUUGGGUUGGAGAAUGGUUCUAUUGAUGAAUUUUUAUUGGAGCAGGAUUACAAUCGUAUGACUGCAAUGAGAGAGUAUGUCGCUCACAGAGCUCGCAUUACAGCCAUUGUAUUUUCAGCAUUACAUGGGUGGGUCAUGAGUGUGAGCAGAGACAAAACGUUUCAGUUACAUUGCUCUGAAACUGGUAAAAGAUUGGGUUCUUAUGGCUAUGGUAAUAAACAAACUGUUGAUAACAGCAGCUGGCUCACAACUUUGCAAUUUGAUGAGCAAUCGAAAUACGCAUUCGUUGGUAAUUAUGAAGGCUCGGUAACGAUGCUGAAGAUUGACAAUACUUCAAUAUCAUUGGUUGCAUUAUUUGCCGCGCAUACUGCGAGUAUCAGAUCCCUGGCAUGGGAUCCAGAGAAACAAUUAUUAUUUUCCGGAAGUUUUGAUCAGACAAUAAGAGUUAUGGAUAUCGGAGGAGGCGAAGGUGUUGGUUAUGAAUUACGCGGGCAUCGUAAUAAAGUAACAGCACUAUGUUACGCGCAUGAUGAGCAUGUGCUAUUUUCCGGUGGAGAAGAUGGUGUUAUUGUUUGUUGGAAUAUGGCUGAGGCAAGGAGAGAAACUGCACCUUGGAAAGAAUCUGAUACCUGCGAGUCUUGCGGGCGACCUUUCUUUUGGAAUAUGAGAGCAAUGAUGGAUCAAAGACAGUUGGGAUUGAGACAACAUCAUUGUAGAAAUUGUGGGCGAGCUCUCUGUGCUCAGUGUUCAGCACAACGUAUUCCUAUUCCUCCAAUGGGUUUUGAAUUUGAAGUACGAGUUUGUGAUCCCUGUCAUACUCAAUUAAAAGCUGCCAACCAAACGGCAAUGGCAUCAUUUCAUGAUGCAAAACACAGCAUUAUGUCCAUGAACCUCGAUAUAUCACGGCGUAAAUUAUUAACAGUUGGUCAGGAUCGUAUUAUUAAAAUAUGGGACAUUUCAGCUCUUCUUCAGUAAAAUAAAUAUUUAUUAAAGUCCUGUGAUUAAUAAAUAAAUAUGUGACAUAAACAUAACAUUUUAUUUUAUCGUUUAAUGAACUACGUCGUCGGCUUCUUACAUCUGUGUCCAAUAAGUGAACUAAAACUAAAACCAAUAAUUGCUUUUUUCAUUUAAAAAAAAUAUAUAAAGCCCUCAAUAAAUCAAAGAGUAAAAAUAUAAAUAAAUAUAGAUAUUAUUUAUAGACUAUUUUUAUCAGUACCAAGAUGGGCGAUCAAUGCAACUACGAUCUUUACCUGUGAAAUAAAUUAAAGUCUUAUUGUACUAUUUGUAUAUAUAUACAAAAAACUUAACUCUGCCGAGGAAUUUGUACUUGUAUGCAAAAACUAUCGAGCCUCAAAGGCGUUAAACAAAAAAAAACUCGUUAGCUAGUUUGUUAAAUUAUUUAUAUGAUUUAUAAAACUUAUUUUUCAAAAAUUUAAUCCUACACAGAAAAAAAUGAUUUCUUAGUGCAAGAAAAAUUUUUCAUUACGAAAUGAAAACUAAAAUUUUUUUAGGACUAAAAAAAAUUUCUUGAUCCAACGAUUUUGAAAUUAACGGACAAUUGACAAUUUUCGAAUUUUUUAAAAUACAUCAAUUACAGAAAAAAAAAAAAAAAAAAAUAUGCACAUGUAGAAAAUUUUAAAAACUAUAAGUGCAAUUUUUUGAAAUAUUUUUUUUUUUAAUUAUUUAUCGCUUAAAAAAAAAUCCAAAAAUUUUUAGACGUCGGUUUACUAUGAAACUGAAGUUAGCAGCCGUCUAAUAAUUUUUGAAUUUUUUUUUAAGCGAUAAAUUAAAAAAAAAAAUAUUUAAAAAAAUUGCACCUAUAGUUUUUUUAAUUUUCCACAUGUGCAUUUUUUUAGUUUUUUUUUUAAUUAAAGUGUUGAAAAUAAAAUUCAAAAAUUUUUAAUUGUCUGCCAACUUCAGGAUCAUGGUUUACUUCGGUAUCAUGAAAAUUUUCGAAGUAAAAAUUUUUUUAAGCCAAGAAAACAAUUUUUUCUGUGUAACUUAUUUUUAACAUCACUAAUAAAAAAUAUUUUUAAAAUCUAACCAAGGAUAAAUGGUGUCUCACUACAGCGAUAUUGCGCUUCCAUAAUAAUAUUUAAUGUAUUAAUAUAAAUAUGAAUGUAUAGUAUUUAGCAGUAUGUAAGAGGAAGGAUUAAAUGAGAUUAAUUAUUAACUAUAAAAUAAAAAAAACAGCACUGUCGUAUCUAUAAAAAAUGCUUAUGUAUCGAGAGUAUACUCUUUCAAAUUAUAUCUAUGUAAAAAAAUAU
Messenger RNA from Microplitis mediator, 2806 nucleotides. It is a transcript of the gene Wdfy2, whose product is annotated as WD repeat and FYVE domain-containing protein 2. Gene Ontology annotation, molecular function: metal ion binding; protein binding. NCBI's taxonomy places the organism in Eukaryota, Metazoa, Arthropoda, Insecta, Hymenoptera, Braconidae. Bases 264 to 1514 code for a protein of 416 amino acids. The record is from RefSeq and is a predicted model, not a curated record. The transcript is spliced from 7 exons.